This is a messenger RNA of Podarcis lilfordi (Lilford's wall lizard), 25764 nucleotides long. The record is from the annotation of a GenBank genome assembly. Lineage: Eukaryota; Metazoa; Chordata; Lepidosauria; Squamata; Lacertidae.
AUGCCUCGACGACCUGCGCUGCUGCCUCUGCCUCCUCUGCUCGAUGACCUGUGCUGUUGCCGCAGCACCUUCUGGCUUCAAACUUCAGACUUCAGUUUCCAGACUUCAGUUAUCAACCUGGUAAGAAACAAAAUAAAAAAACCUUCCAGUAGCUCCUUAGAGACCAACUCAGCUUGUUAUUGGUAUGAGCUUUCGUGUGCAUGCACGCUUCUUCAGAUACAAAGUACAGUGGUACCUCGGGUUAAGUACUUAAUUCGUUCCAGAGGUCUGUUCUUAACCUGAAAUUGUUCUUACCCUGAAGCACCACUUUAGCUAAUGGGGCCUCCUGCUGCUGCCGCGCCGCCGGAGCACGAUUUCUGUUCUCGUCCUGAAGCAAAGUUCUUAACCUGAAGCACUAUUUCUGGGUUAGCGGAGUCUGUAACCUGAAGCGUAUGUAACCCGAGGUACCACUGAAUCAACCUGGUAAGAGUUUUGGAUGUGCAUGUGGCUAACUCCCACAAUCCUCCCUGCGACUUGCACCCACAACACUCCAAUAUUUGCUGAUCAGGGACAUUAUAUGUGCCCUUGAAUGUGGUAUAGAUUUUUAUCCUUGAAAAGGUGGGCAGGGGCAAGAGACUUUUAUUGAUUUGAGAUCUUUCCUUAGCAGUCCCAAUCGUUGGGCAGAAAAUAUUGAAUUGCAAGUAAGCCCUCCUUACAACACAUUUACCUGUGUUAUGUUACAAAAACAGGGCAGAUAUGAUAUGUUGAAAAACAGGGCUUCAAAUGCAGUACUUAAACUACUAUUUAGUUAAGAGUUGUACAGGUCUGUGGAAAUGUAAAGAAACUGAAGGUACAUUCUUUCACCUUUGGUGGACGUGCCCAAGGAUUAAGGUUUUCUGGGAGAUGAUUUAUAAUGAAUUAAAAAAGGUAUUCAAAUAUACCUUCUUGAAGAAACCAGAGGCCUUUCUCCUGGGCAUAGUCGGCCAAUCGGUGUUAAAGAAGGACAGAACUUUCUUUAUGUAUGCUACAACAGCAGCAAGAAUACUUAUUGCAAAGCAUUGGAAGACACAAGACCUACCCACACUGGAAGAAUGGCAGAUGAAAAUGAUGGACUACAUGGAACUGGCGGAAAUGACUGGCAGAAUCCGAGACCAGGGAGAAGAGUCGGUGGAAGAAGAUUGGAAGAAAUUUAAAGACUAUUUACAGAAAUAUUGCAAAAUUAAUGAAUGUUAGAAUGAUGUUGGAUUGAAGUUAAGUGGUUUCUAGCCGUAAUGGUAUAAAAGAAUAUGGAAAAAUUGGAUUUUCAAUACGUAAAAACCUAAUGCUAUAAUAUAUUAAGAUUAAAGAUCAGGAUAAAAUAAGGAGGGAAAGGAAUUGCUGAACUAAUAAAUUGACCUGGAAUACAAAAAAGGGAGGCAUGAGGAGGUCCGGGAAACAAGUAAAUGAAAGAUAAGUGAUGAAAACAUGGAAUUGUUUUUAAUUGCUUUUUUUUUGUAUUUUGUAUUUUUCUUUUCUCUAUUUUUCUUUUUCUUAUCUAUGUAACCUUUUUUUGAAACUUUAAUAAAUAUCAUUUUAAAAAAAAGAGUUGUACAGGUCUGUAGCACUCCUAGGUAUCUUGAUUUCUGUACAAAAAAACCAACCCUUAGUGGCACACAGAACUGGAAGUGUGGUUGUGUCUAGAUCUCUUCAGAGGAAAGCUGUUGUAAAAACAGGGUUGCACUAUGCAAAUUCUGAAAUAAAAGCACUGUGCUGUAGUUUAUUGAUGCUGUGUUGAAGGCAAACAUUGUUGUUUAUCUCUGUUGUUUAUCUUUAGAUAACAUCAAAUAUUUGUGAGAAAUUGAAGACUAGGAGCGCUUCUUUGCAGAUUGGGUUUGUAAAGAAGGUAUACUGACAACUUAAAGGUAUCUGGCAAAUACUUACACUGAAUGAGCAGGAAUGACAGUUGCAUAUUGGAAGCUUUCUAUUGUGAUUGAUGCAUGCACAUUCUUUAAAGUGACGGAGAAGAUUAUAUGUUAGAAAUACUUACACAAAUAAGCGUUAUUUCUAACAUAAUCCUAACGCUUACACAAAUAAGUGUAUUCAUUUUGAAUGCUCAUUGCAUUCACCACUUGCUUCUGACCUGCUAAUUUCAUUUUCAUUGCUUUUUGCAUAAUUCAUAUAUCACAAUAAUAAUAAAAGUGUAUGUUGCAAAGUGCACUCUGGGACAAUAUUUUGAUGUUGUUUUAGGUGUGGAAAAUCUGCUCUAUAAGCUCUUAUUCCAUUUUUUUGAUUAAAUAUCAUCUAAAAUUUCCACAACUUACUCUAACAAAUGUUGUAUUUUUAAAUAUGUACAAAAUUGAUAUAUUUCAUUGACCCAUUUGAACAAAAAGGUCAUCAGCCACCUUAUUUGUGUAAGUACUGGAUUUAUUUACAAGGUCAAAACAGCCCCACUUGUGAGUGGAAAAUGCUUCUGAUGGGUAGAGGAGAGGGAUUUCCCAUUUUUUUAUUUUCAAUCUCAACUCUUUGUACCUUCUCAGUCCUGCUCGGAAGGGUCCCCUGAACUUCAAGAGCAUUUCCCCCCCAAACCCGGGGAUGAGAGACCUCAGUGCCUGCAUGGAAUAUGAUGCAUGUCUGCAAGGAUCUCAUCCAAAAGGGAUGUGCUGGACAAUUCCUUUUUUGCCAAAAAAAGGUCUUCAAACUAAUCUGGCCACUUUUCCUUAGAAAAACAUGUAUUUAGAGAGAAAUGUUGUAUGACCUGAACAUGACCCCAGUUGUAACAAAAUGAAGAUUGACUUAAACUGCCAAAUUCCUUAUUAUAUGUGUUACUCAUUUUUAGAGCUGGUUAAAGUGUUUGGUAUGUUUUCCCAUCUGUUUAAUGUCAUUCCUUAAAAAUAAAUGGGGAAAUGGCUGAUCUAAAUAACAGUCUUUCUUCCAAAUAUAUUAGACUAGUACAAAAACCAACCACAAGGUACCAAAAUCAACAUAUUUUAAUGUGUGCAUCCUUUAUCCAUCUUAAUGUGGUAAGUACAUUUCUUUUAUUUUCAAAAAUAGAUAAUUUUUUAGAGUAUUCUGUGUUUCACAUGCUGAUGUGUUUUGUUGCUGUGGUUUUGGUCACAUGGCGUUUUGUGCUUUCCAAAGAUUUCUGAGUACUGAUAAGCUACAUUUUAAACCUUUCCAGUUGCAAAUAGGAUCAGUCAGGACCAGUCUCUUGUGUACAAGUAUUUUGGGCCUUGUGGAGUAUGAGCCAUCUAACCUUCAAAUUGGUGGUUUUCAGCCUUUCAAGGAUACUAUUUCCACACUGACAUCUGCUGAGCAAUUGCUUCGCGCUGCUGGAGACUCUGACGUGUUCUGGCGCUCACGCUUAGCAUGCAUUGCUCCUUACCAAUCCUGUUCGAUCCCACCAUCGAGCUGCAGGAAUUGAGGGCCCCUCCCUAGAACACAUGCACACUUUCCUGGAGCUGCACACAGCAGCAGAAAACUGGCAGUGACUGGCAAGCUAUUCUUUGGCAAGCUUGCCUACCUGGAAGAAUUGGUUAACAAACUUCGGAAUACUGUAGCAUCUUUGUUCGCCAAAGUGCAGAGAAUAUGCAGCCUUCAUUCAUUUAGGUCUCCAUACUUAGCUGGUAAUAUCAAUUUACGUUCUGCAGAAGAAGGCUCAUAUGGGAUGCUGUAUAGCUUGGUACUGAAUGUCUCCAGCAGUUGCAUAAAUAGCCUCUAUUUUUUUUUUUUAAUGAUAUUUAUUGAGAAUUUUAAAGUUACAAAGAAAAAUGAAGGAAAAAUAAGAAAAAAGAGAAAAAGAAAGAAAAGAAUAGAUAAAAAUAACAAUUAAACAAUACAAAUCAAUAAAAACCAAAAUCAAAAAGAAAAAACAAAACACACAAUACAACAAUCAAAAAACAAAAAUAUACAACAUAUUUAAAAACAAAUCCAAUUUUCCCAAAUCCUUAACUUUCAUUAACUUAUUUCAUCGACCUCCUCACACCUCCCUUUUUUGUAUUCUAGUUGUUAAUUAUCUCAGCAAAUCCUUUCCAUCUUUCACACCUUUCCCCCCCUGAGAAGACAUUUCUUUGGCAACAAUCAAGGCUUCUUCUCAGAAUGAGAGCCAAUGUGGUGUAGUGGUUAAGAGCGGUGGACUGGAACUCUGGUGACCCGGGUUCACUUCCCGCUCCUCCACCUGCAGCUGCUGGGUGACCUUGGGCCAGUCAUACUUCUCUGAAGUCUCUUAGCCUCACUCACCUCACAGGGUAUUUGUUGUGGGGAGGAAGGGAAAGGAGGUUGUGAGCCGCUUUGAGACUCCUUAGGGUAGUGAUAAAGCGGGAUAUCAAAUCCAAACUCGUUUUUCUUCUUCUUCUUUUUCUUCAGAGCAUGAUUUAUCCAAGCACCGGGUCCUGUGCCGUGUUGAAGAAGAAAGAAAGUGACAAAAAUAACAAGAAGUCGAAAAGGGAAAAGAAGAAGAAAGAAAAGGCUAGACUGAAUGAGGCUAGGCUGAAUGGAAAUCUCUUUGGUGAAAGAGACCAUCUGUGAACUGUGUGGGAAUCCCACCCAUACCCAAUGAUGUACCACAUGAGACAAGCUCAUCCAGGUAAGAUGCUCGUUUCAUGAAAGUGAUUUUUUGCAUCAUGCAAAGGACCCUUGCUGCAUAUGGUCAAGAGAAUGGGAACUGACCCUGAGGUGUUUGAGGGCUAAGCUAUGGACAUGAUGGCAGCAGUCGUGUUUUGUUUCAUCAUGUGUUUGCCCCGUUCACGUAAAAACCAAAGAACAUGGGAUAUGUGGGAGACAGAUGGACCGGAAUUGGGUCGGCCACUUUUGUCCGGUAGGAGGGACAACACGUUUUUUGAUCACCACAUUGUGAUCUUGCAGUAGAUACAUCGGACUUGAACUUUACCACCCAUCACGUGAUGGAUGGUGAUUUCAACCCUGAUUUCCGUAGGAGCCACGUCUGUGUGCCCCACACCUGAUGUCACAUAUUAUAGGACAGGUGGGUGUGGUUUGGAGAAAACAGCCUUACAUGGCAAUUUGAGACCUGUGCUGGCCUAAAUUUGGCUCACAGGCCAAAGGUUUGCAACCCCUGCUUUGAAGACUAAUGGAUUUUUGUUGUUUAGUCAUUUAGUCGUGUCCGACUCUUCGUGACCCUAUGGACCAGAGCACGCCAGGCCCUCCUGUCUUCCACUGCCUCCCGCAGUUUGGUCAAACUCAUGCUGGUAGCUUCGAGAACACUGUCCCACCAUCUCGUCCUGUUGUCCCCUUCUCCUUGCAUCCUCCACCUUUCCCAACAUCAGGGUCUUUUCCAGGGAGUCUUCUCUUCUCAUGAGGUGGCCAAAGUGUUGGAGUCUCAGCUUCAGGAUCUGUCCUUCCAGUGAGCACUCAGGGCUGAUUUCCUUCAGAAUGGAGAGGUUGGAUCUUCUUGCAGUCCAUGGGACUCUCAAGAGUCUCCUCCAGCACCAUAAUUCAAAAGCAUUAGUUCUUUGGCAAUCAGCCUUCUUUAUGGUCCAGCUCUCACUUCCAUACAUCACUACUGGGAAAACCAUAGCUUUAACUAUACUGACCUUUGUCGGCAAGGCGAUGUCUCUGCUUUUUAAGAUGCUGUCUAGGUUUGUCAUUGCUUUUCUCCCAAGAAGCAGGCGCCUUUUAAUUUCGUGGCUGCUGUCACCAUCUGCAGUGAUCAUGGAGCCCAAGAAAGUAAAAAACUUCUGGGAGUUCUCGGUCCAUAUACUGCUUGAGCCUUCCUUGUAGAAUUUUAAGCAUAACCUUGCUAGCGUGUGAAAUGAGUGCAAUUGUGCGGUAGUUGGAGCAUUCUUUGGCACUGCCCUUCUUUGGGAUUGGGAUGUAGACUGAUCUUCUCCAGUCCUCUGGCCACUGCUGGGUUUUCCAAACUUGCUGGCAUAUUGAGUGUAGCACCUUAACUGCAUCAUCCUUUAAAAUUUUAAAUAGUUCAGCUGGAAUACCAUCACUUCCACUGGCCUUGUUAUUUGCAGUGCUUUCUAAGGCCCAUUUGACUUCACUCUCCAGGAUGUCUGGCUCAAGGUCAGCAACCACACUACCUGGGGUGUACAAGCCAUCCAUAUCUUUCUGGUAUAAUUCCUCUGUGUAUUCUUGCCACCUCUUUUUGAUGUCUUCUGCUUCUGUUAGGUCCUUACCACUUUUGUCCUUUAUUAUGGUAAUCUUUGUACGAAAUGUUCCUUUCAUAUCUCCAAUUUUCUUGAACAAAUCUCUGGUUCUUCCCAUUCCGUUGUUUUCCUCUAUUUCUUUGCAUUGCUCGUUUAAGAAGGUCUUUUUGUCUCUCUUUGCUAUUUUUUGGAAAUCUGCAUUCAAUUUCCUGUAUCUUUCACUAUCUCCCUCACAUUUUGCUUGCCUUCUCUCCCCCGCUAUUUGUAAGGCCUUGUUGGACAGCCACUUUGCUUUCUUGCAUUUCCUUUUCAUUGGGAUGGUUUUCGUUACUGCCUCCUGUAUAAUGUUGCGAGCCUCCAUCCAUAGUUCUUCAGGCACUCUGUCCAGCAAAUCUAAAUCCUUAAACCUGUUCCUCACUUCCACUGUGUAUUCAUAAGGGAUUUGAUUUAGAUUGUAUCUUACCGGCCCAGUGGUUUUUCCUACUUUCUUCAUUUUAAGCCUGAAUUUUGCUAUAAGAAGCUGAUGAUCUGAGCCACAGUCAGCUCCAGGUCUUGUUUUUGCUGACUGUAUAGAGCUUCUCCAUCUUUAGCUGCAGAGAAUAUAAUCAAUCUGAUUUCGAUGCUGCCCAUCUGGUGAUGUCCAUGUGUAGAGUCGUCUCUUGUGUCGUUGGAAAAGAGUGUUUGUGAUGACCAGCUUGUUCGCUUGACAGAACUCUAUUAGCCUUUGCCCUGCUUCGUUUUGAUCUCCAAGGCCAAACUUGCCAGUUGUUCCUUUUAUCUCUUGACUCCCUACUUUAGCAUUCCAAUCCCCUAUAAUGAGAAGAACAUCCUUCUUUGGUGUCACUUCUAUAAGGUGUUGUAAGUCUUCAUAGAAGUGGUCACUUUCAGUUUCUUCAGCACCAGUAGUUGGUGCAUAAACUUAGAUUACUGUGAUGUUAUAAGGUCUGCCUUGGAUUUGUAUCGAGAUCAUUCUAUCAUUUUUGAGAUUGCAUCCCAGUACAGCUUUUGCCACUCUUUCGUUGACUAUGAGGGCCACUCCAUUUCUUUUAUGGGUUUCUUGCCCACAGUAGUAGAUAUGAUGGUCAUCCGAACUGAAUUCGCCCAUUCCUGUCCAUUUUAGUUCACUGAUGCCCAGGAUGUCAAUAUUUAUUCUUGCCAUCUCAUUUUUGACCACAUCCAACUUACCCAGGUUCAUGGUUCUUACAUUCCAGGUUCCUAUGCAAUAUUUUUCUUUACAGCAUUGGACUUUCCUUUCGCUUCCAGGCAUAUCCACAACUGAGCGUCCUUUCGGCUUUGGCCCAGCCGCUUCAUCAGCUCUGAAUCUACUUGUACUUGUCCUCCGCUCUUCGCCAGUAGCAUGUUAGACACCUUCCGACCUGAGGGGCUCAUCUUCCAGCGUCAUAACUUUUAUAUGCCUGUUGUCUUUGUCCAUGGAGUUUUCUUGGCAGGGAUACUGGAGUGGCUUGCCGGUUCCUCCUCCAGGUGGAUCACGUUUGGUCCAAACUCUCCACUAUGACCUGUCCAUCUUGGGUGCCCUGCUUGGCAUAGUUCAUAGCUUCUCUGAGUUAUUCAAGCCCCUUCGCCACGGCAAGGCAGUGAUCCAUGAAGGGGAAUUCUAACAGUAGAUUCAUCCAAAGGCCAAAUGGUGGGUGACUGACAGCAUGUGCCCCUAAACUGUAGUUCUAACUUGGAGGUAGACAAUGGCUUCAGUUGAAGAGAGUCCUUUCUUUCUUUCUUUUUUUUACUAUAAUUAAUUAAUAUACUAAUACUAUUAAUUACAUUCCCUCCAAGGAGCUCAAGGUGGUUUCUAUCUUCUCCUCCUCACCCACAGCGAGCUGCAUUUCUGAGUGAGGGAUUUGAACCCUGGUCUCUCCCCAGGUCACAGCCAGAUCCUUGAUCCACAGUGGUUCUCGUCUUUAUAAAAAGCCUCCACCUAAAGGAGCUACGUGUUUGUUGCCUGGGAUCCUGUAAGGCAGGGAAGUGAUUUUGCCGCAAUGGAGCGUGGAGCCGUGUGUGAAUCCAGUCCCAGCAAAACAUCUUUGGGUGCCGUUGCAAAGUCCCGUAGACUCUCCCACUCGGUCUGAGUUAAUUCCGUAACAAUCCGAAGUAACAAUCUGGGUGACAAUCUGUCCACAAGCAGCAGGACUGAGAGCCCUCCGUGAACUCAUUCUCUCUCUCUCUCUGCCCCACUUUUAGCAAAUACAGAUCUUUGGGAAUAUCCAGUACCUCCUUCAAGAUCACCCUAGUCGUGUGCCUAACAAGUAAGCAGAUCACUGUGUUAUGGGGUUUGGGUUUGGGUUUGGGGCAGCUGCUACAAGGAAGGUGCACAGUCAGAUGUGAAACACGCCAAUUCACUCUUGAGCUGAAGGGAGCCUGAAUUUGACUUACCCCAACCUGAAUGAGCAAGGGACACAGGUGGCGCUGUGGGUUAAACCACUGAGCCUCUUGGGCUUGCCGAUCAGAAGGUUGGCGGUUCAAAUUCCUGCGACGGGGUGAGCUCCUGUUGCUCGAAAGCACAUCAAAGUGCAAGUAGAUAAAUAGGUCCCACUCUGGUGGGAAGGUAAAUGGCGUUUCCGUGCGCUGCUCUGGUUCGACCAGAAGCAGCUUAGUCAUGCUGGCCACAUGACCCGGAAGCUGUACGCCGGCUCCCUCGGCCAAUAAAGGGAAGGGCAACCUUUUUAAACUCUUUGCUUUCUCCAUGCCAUCUCUUCCUCCCCACAGUGAGCCUGACCCACGCCUACCCCAAGCUGGCCCCCAACCGACCCCCCAGACGGCUCCUCUCCCCACCGCUCCUGCUCUCCAUCAUCCUCAACAUCCUCUUCACCCUCACCGUCCAGGUCUUCGCCUUCCUGUAUGUGAAGCAGCAGCCCUGGUACUCUGUCCUGUGCAGCCACAGGUGAGGUCCCCAUCCAAAGAGCGCUCCUCCCAGGGAGAGGCUUAGAGGUGGGCUGGGGUGGGUGGCCAGGGGGUGCCAUUCCCUCUUGCUGGUGUCUAAGAGUAGAGGCUCCCCUUAUUCCCAGAGGCAGCAGUGGGAGGGUGGGGGCAAAUUUGAAGCUCACCCAGGCUUCCUCUGCUCAUGGAGAAUACCCCCAAUUUGCUCACGGGGAAGUCAUACGAGAUCCUCUCUCGGUGGAGCCUUCCUUCUGAUCUGUUUGUGGGGAGCUUAGAUGCCUCAUCCUUUUGAGCUGCAAAGUAUCUCCUUAAAAGAAAGAAUUGGGAGGUGGUGCUGGGUGCUGAAGGGUCAACAGGGUUUAGUGAGCAGGAAGAACCUGUGACGGGGGGCAGUUCAGACUCUGAGGCUAGAGCAGAGGAGUGGGUUCAAGAGGCUGCUGCAGAAUCCAGAGAGGCUGUGAUAUGUGAUCCAUGAGAGGCAGUCAAGUACAACAUUCAUUCUAAUGCUAGAGAAGACAUGCAGGGGAAUGUUUGGUCCAGCCAGUUGAAACUUCCUGUUCCUCCUGGCUGGAGCAUCCUUGCUUUGCAUGUGACUAAAGGUGAGCUUCACCAAACCUGUCCAGGUAACAAAAGGACGAAUCACCUCUGUCCUUUCGAUUCCCAUCUUUGUUUGACCAGCUUCUAGCUAGGACUGCUCUGCUAGCUCUCAGCUAGCAGAAGCACUGGGAUUGUUCCCCCAUAUGGGGUAGAUCCACAUGUACAUAUUUGUAAAUAAGUCUGCCUUCAGGAAUCCAACUGUGAACUGAUGCUCUAAACAUCUUUCAUCAUCUUUGAAUAAGACUGUGGCAUCUUUAUACUUUUAAGAGGGAUUCAAGAGAAGUUACCACGAACGUACAAUUCAAUCUGAGACAGACUGAAUUGUAUGUUGGAGGGGGAGAUUUCCAGCUGGUGGCAGAGGACAGAGUGACUCCAGGAGACAUAGGUGUAAAAACCCAAACUAUAACGAAGACUUUAUUACAAAAUAAUAAACACAAACUCUGGUGGGUGUUAUUCCUGCAGGCAGGCUACAAAACUCAGCUUUUUUCCUUUAUAGCAAUGGCCAGCUGCAGCCAAUUAACCCCAGAAACUUCUUAAAGGUAUACACACAUGUUUCUGUGCCGAAUGUCCCCUAACACCCCUCUCAUUCAAACAGAAACAGAAACAGUACUUUAAACAUAUACAGACAUAUUUACACAUCACACACAACAAUUCCUAAUUUUGUCACCAGUUGUGCAUGUUUUUCAAAAGUUAGUGCUUUUGUAAAUACAUAAGCCACAUUUUGCAUACUCUCACAAUACUUUUUUUUUUAAAUGAUAUUUAUUAAAGUUUCACAAAAAUACAGAAAACAAAGAAAAAAGUAUAAAUUACAGCAAAAAAGUAAAAAGUAAGAAAAAACAUACAAAAUAAAACAAUUAAAAACACAAUGAUGUUCCAUAACCUAUCUUCCUUACUCUUAUUUCCCCAGACCUCCUCAUACCUCCCUUCUUUGUAUUCCAAUUCAGUUUGUUGGUUCAGCAAAUCCUUACCAUUAAUCUUUUACCCAAUUGUUAACCUUUUUUUUCAUGUCUCUUAAAGCAUUACAGCUAAAAACCUCUUAAUUUCUAUCCAACAUCCUUCUAAAGUUCCUUAAUUUUACAAUAUUUCUGUAAAUAGUCCUUAAAUUUUUUCCAAUCUUCUUUCACCGACUCUUCUCCCUGGUCUCGGAUUCUGCCAGUCAUUUCCGCCAAUUCCAUGUAGUCAAUCACCUUCAUCUGCCAUUCUUCCAAAGUGGGUAGAUCUUGUGUCUUCCAAUACUUUGCGAUAAGUAUUCUUGCUGCUGUUGUAGCAUACAUGAAAAAGGUUCUGUCCUUCUUUGGCACCAGUUGGCCGACAAUGCCCAAGAGAAAGGCCUCUGGUUUCUUCAGAAAGGUAUAUUUAAAUACCUUUUUCAGUUCAUUGUAUAUCAUUUCCCAGAAAGCCUUAAUCUUUGGGCACGUCCACCAAAGGUGAAAGAAUGUACCUUCAGUUUCUUUACAUUUCCAACAUUUAUUAUCGGGCAAAUGAUAAAUUUUUGCAAGCUUGACUGGGGUCAUGUACCACCUGUAUAUCAUUUUCAUAAUAUUCUCUCUUAAGGCAUUACAUGCCGUAAACUUCAUACCUGUGGUCCAUAACUGUUCCCAGUCAGCGAACAUAAUGUUAUGUCCAACAUCUUGUGCCCAUUUAAUCAUAGCAGAUUUCACCGUUUCAUCCUGAGUAUUCCAUUUCAACAGCAAGUUAUACAUUCUUGACAAAUUUUUAGUUUUGGGUUCUAACAAUUCUGUUUCUAAUUUUGACUUUUCCACUUGGAAGCCUAUUUUCUUAUCCAAGUUAUAUGCCUCCAUUAUCUGAUAGUAGUGGAGCCAAUCUCUCACUUUAUUUUUUAAUUUUUCAAAACUCUGCAGUCUCAAUUUAUCUCCUUCUUGCUCCAAAAUUUCUCAAUAUGUCGGCCAUUUGGCCUCCAUAUUGAGCCUUUUCAGAGCUUUUGCUUCCAUUGAUGACAGCCACCUUGGGGUUUUAUUUUCCAAUAAGUCUUUGUAUCUUAUCCAGACAUUAAACAAUGCUUUCCUAACAAUAUGAUUUUUGAAUGCUUUGUGUGCUUUGACCUUAUCAUACCAUAAAUAUGCAUGCCAUCCAAAUACAUUGUUAAAACCUUCUAAAUCCAAAAUGUCUGUGUUUUCAAGAAGUAGCCAUUCUUUCAGCCAGCAAAAAGCUGCUGAUUCAUAAUAAAGUUUAAGGUCUGGCAGGGCAAAUCCACUUCUUUCCUUAGCGUCAGUUAAUAUCUUAAAUUUUAUUCUGGGCUUCUUGCUCUGCCAGACAAAUCUAGAAAUAUCUCUCUGCCACUUCUUGAAACAGUCCAUCUUAUCUACAAUUUGUAAUGUCUGAAACAAAAACAACAUUCUAGGCAAUACAUUCAUCUUUAUCACAGCAAUACGGCCCAGCAACGAGAGUUUCAAAUUUGACCAAAUUUCUAAAUCUUUUUCACUUCCGUCCAACAUUUUUCGUAAUUAUCUUUAAAUAAGUUCCCAUUUUUGGCUGUCAUAUUAAUCCCCAAGUAUUUCACUUUCUUUACCACAUUCAAUCCUGUCUCAUUCUGAAACCUCUCUCUUUCAAUCGGUGUUAAGUUUUUCUCUAAAACCUUAGUUUUUAACUUGUUCAAUUUAAAACCUGCCACCUGACCAAAUUCCUGAAUUAAUUCUAAAACUCUUUUAGUACUAGAUUCUGGCUCCUGUAACGUCAAUACUAGGUCAUCUGCAAAUGCUCUCAAUUUGUACUGUUUAGCUCCGACCUGUAUGCCCUUAACCAACCGGUCCUUUCUAAUCAUAUUUAGCAAAACCUCCAGGACCGAUAUAAAGCAGUGGGGAAAUUGGGCACCCCUGUCGUGUCCCUUUUUCUAUCUUAAAUUCUUCCGUAACCACAUUAUUUACAAUUAAUUUAGCCUUUUGUUCAGAGUAUAUUGCACCUAUACCAUUUUCAAAACCUUGGCCUACCCCCAUCCCAUGCAGAUUCUUCUUCAUAAAACUCCAAGAGAUAUUAUCAAAAGCUUUCUCCGCGUCAACAAAUAUCAAUACUGCUUUGGUGUUUAUAUUCACUUCUAAUUUUUCCAAAAUAUCAAUUAUAUUCCUCAAGUUAUCAGACAGAUGUCUUCCCGGAGAAAGCCCGCUUGGUCUUUAUGAAUCUCUUUCAUCAAUAUUUUUUUCAAUCUCUUGGCCAAAAUGUCUGCAAAAAUUUUGUAAUCCACAUUAAGUAACGAUAUAGGGCGAUAGUUCUUAAGCUGAGUCUUUUCAGUCUCUGUUUUCGGUAUAAGUGUGAUGUACGCCUCUUUCCACGAUUCUGGUGCCCUUUUCCCUCCAGUAUUUCAUUGCAGACUUCCUUCAAAGGUUGCAGUAACCACUCUUUCAAAGAUCUAUAGUAUCUGGAAGUCAGCCCGUCCGGUCCUGGAGAUUUGCCCAAUUGCAUAUUUUGUAUGGCACCUUCUACUUCCUGUUCAGAUAUUUUAUAGUUCAGCACACAAUACUUCAGCAUUAUCAGGUUUUGCUUCACAUUCUCAGCCACAUUUUGAAAUUUAAUUUCUAAAUGUUUGGAUUUGUUUCUAAACUGCUCAGACCCAGCCAAAGUUAUUACAGCUUGAUUGUCUUCCCAUAUUUGAACUGGAUAAUCACAUUGUAUAUCUAAAUCCUUGAGGAUCUGAACAUAAAAUUUUAUUUCAUUACACAACUCUGAUAAAGCACAGUAUUCAGCCUCUGUUGAAGAUGUGGCCACGAUACCUUGCUUUUGGACUUCCAACCGAUCAAGGAAUCCCCAAACUGAAAUACCAUUCCAGAAAUUGAUUUUCUAUCAGGCAGGUUGGCCCAAUCGCUGUCAACGUAACACUGCAAUUUUGUAGACCCUGAAGAUGGUAGUCUUAAACAAUAAUCAAGUGUUUGCUUUAAAUACCAGAAAAUACGUUUUAAAACUUUCCAGGCAUUUUCUGUGGGACAGCUUACUAGUCUGCUCAGUAUUCCAAUUGCAUAACUCAAAUCUGGUCUACUCCACAAUGAAAUGUAUAGUAAACUUCCAACUAUUGAAUGGUACAUUUCAGGACUUACAGGUUCUGUGCAUUCUCCUUCAUCCUUGAAAAAACCUAUUUCCAUUGGGGUUUUACUCCCUUGCAGUUUUGCAUAUUGUUUCUUUCAAGUAACUCCAUUAUUUUGUCUUUUUGACUCAACAAAAAACUUCCAUCGUUUGUUCUUUGAAUUUCUAGACCGAGAUAAUUUUUUACUGGACCCAAAUCUCUUACUUUAAAUUCCUUUCUUAGUUGUUCUGCAAACUUUUCCACUUGCUUGUCACCUUUUGUAGAGUAAAGCAAAUCAUCAACAUAAGACAGACAUAAUUCUUGUUUAUCACCCUUUCCUUUAGUGUACAAGCAGUUAUCAGCUAAGCUUCUUUUAAAGCCAAGAUUUUUUAAAGCAUUAUCAAGACACUCGUUCCAAUUUCUAGCUGACUGUUUGAGCCCAUAAAUUGCUUUGUUCAGCCUAUAUACAGAAUUCUGUUCGCCUGCCUCAAAACCUGGCACUUGAUUCAUAAAAAUUUCUUCUUGCAGAUUUGCGUUAAGAUAAACUGUCUCAAUAUCAAAAUGGUUUACCUUAAACCCACGUUGUGCUGCAAGAGCUAGCAAUAAGCGUACACUUUCGCUCCUUGCAGUAGGAGAAAAGGUUUCAUCAAAGCUUUCACUUUUUCUUUGAGUAAAGCCUCGUGCUACCAGCCUAGCUUUGUACGUAACACCACCAUCUGCCAAGUGUUUUAUUUUAUACACCCAUCUACAGCCCACUACCUUUUUUCCUUCUGGCAAUGGCUCAAUGGUGAACACAUUGUGUUCUGCCAAAUAUUUCAUUUCUGCUUUCAUUGCAUUUUUCCACCUUACUAUUUCCUGGUGUGGUAACUUUAAAACCUCCUCAUAAUCACAAGGUUCUUUCUUCACAGCAACAGUUUUAACUUCUUGUAUAGGAAACCUUUCUGGAGGUACCCCCUUAUUGCUUCUUUGUGAUCUUCUAACUUGAACACUCUCCCCCUCUGAACUAUCUUCCCCUUCUGAUUCAUCCUGCUCAGGAGAAAUUGGUUCAGCUUUAGGAGAUUGUGUACUGGGACCCUCAUCCCUUGAAUCCUCAUCACUGCCUCUUUUAGAACUUUCUUUAAUUUGUGGCUUUUCUUCCUCAGAUUUCACAAAUUUAUCUGUCUCAUCAGAAGAUAAAACAACUUCUGAAUUUCCAUGUAAACGGGCCCAACCAUCUUGCUCACAAAACUCUGCAUGUCUUGAUAUCACAACUCUGCCAUGCCCUAGUGCAAAACGAUACCCCUUUGACCAAGUUUGAUAGCCAACAAACCUAAGUUUCCUUGCCUUGGGUUCUCCUUUCCUUCUCUGUCCUUUUGGGAUGUGAACCCAAGCCCAACAACCAAAAGUUUUAACAUGGUCUAAAAAGGGUUUUUUUCCAUAAAGCAAAAAAUGAGGGAUAUUAUUUAUGGUAGAAUGAAACAAUCUGUUCUGUAUGUAGUUAGCACACAGAAUUCCUUCCCCCCAAUACUUCCUGGAUAAGCCAGAAUCACAUAGCAUAGAAUCUAGCAUUGUUUGUAAAGACCUUAUCUUGCGUUCUACAACUGAAUUUUCUUCAGGCGAAAAAGGACACGAUUUACGGUGACUAAUACCACGCUUUUUCAACCAGAUCUGGAGGGCUUCAGACAUGAACUCACCUCCACGGUCACUCUGCAAUUGGGUAACUUUGUAGGGAAACUGCCUUUCUAUAUAGUUGACCCAAUUCUUAAUCAGUUGACCAGUUUCACUUUUGUGUUUUAACUAGUAUACCCAAGUAUACCGGCUAUAAUCAUCCACAAGAACCAAAAAAAACUUUGCUCCUCCUUCAGACUCUGCAAAUGGCCCACAAAGGUCUGAGUGUACUAAAGCAAAUGGCCUCUUGCUAAUUCUAGUACUUUCAGGAUAGGACCCCCGCUUACUUUUAGACUCCUUGCAGGUAUUGCAGUCCAGAAAAACUGAGCAUUUUUUCAUUUUAAUUCCCUUACUUAAUUCUGGCAUUUUUGCAAUACUGCGGAAAUUGGCAUGCCCCAAACGACGAUGCCACAGAUGCUGGCACUCAUCAUGCAAGGCUCUAUUACAGGCUUUAACACAUGCCCCAGACUCACUUACUAGCUGGUCUUUCAAAACAAACAAACCAUUUUUUAGUGAUGCUGUAACCACUUUUCCAGCUUUCUCUAUUUUACAGCCUGAACCAGAGAAGGUUACUUUAAAUCCCUGUUUAACAAGACUUGUAACUGAAAGCAAAUUAUUUUCUAAACUUGGUACACAUAAAACAUUGGUAAAUUUGGUACUUAAACAGUUGAUAUUCACACUACCCUUUCCAGCUGACUCAUGCACUGUUCCAUCAGCUAGUACUACAUUUACAGAUUUAGAAGGCUGCUUUUCUACAAGGGUUUGUGCAGAACAAAAAUGUUUGUCGCUGCUGAGUCUAAAAUCCAGUCUUGUCCAACGUCGUGACUGGUGCCUCGAACUGCUGCAGAAACAUACUGGACUCGACUCUUCCUGUCUCCUCGCUUCCCAGCAAACGCAGGCCGCCCUUUUCUUGUGUUUUCUCCCACAGACACACUGACAUACUAAAUGCUUAGUUGACCCACAACGAUAGCAUCUUCUGACUGUGAAAGCUGCUUCCUCUCUGUGGUCAACAACCUCUUUAGGUUGCCGCUCCUCAUCAGUUGCAUAUCUUUUACUGGACUGCCUCCCAUUUCUGGAGUUACGGUGAGGGGUUGUGGCCUUCCUCUCAUGGCAUCUUUCCUCCUCAUCAAGCAAACGCCCAGUUAAGAAAUGCAUUGUUAAUUGGCUUUCUGGGAUUGCCUCCAAAGUCAUCACUAAAUUGUCCCAUGACUCAGGAAGUGAAGACAGCACAAUAUAAACCUUUCUCUAUUCAGAAAAAUGUUCCCCAAGUUCAUUUAACUGUGAAAAUAAAUCACGCAUUCUUUGAAGGUGUGUUGAAACACAUUCACCCUCACUUAGUCUGGCUCGGUACAGAGCUCUCAUUAGAGUAAUUUUGCUGCCAGCAGUGUCUCUAAUGUGUAUCGCUCUCAGUGCUUGCCAAAUCUCACUUGCUGUUUCAAGGUCUCGCACAUGAGAUAACUGAGACUUCUCUAAACUCAAAAUUAAAUUGGCAUAGACUUUGUCCUCCAGCCUUUGGUCUGCUUCAUCUACUUCUUCAUCCUCCUCUUUUACAGGAGGGUUAACAAUAACAGUCCAACAUUGUUCUUUCUUUAAAAACGCCUGCAUCUGUACACUCCAUGACAUAUAAUUGGACUCUCCCAGUUUCUCUACUGGAAAAUAGGAAGCUCCCCCUUGAGCUCCAGCUCCAAGUCCAGCCAUAGCUCCAUCCAGCUUUCAGCUUUCCACUCAGUCCUUACUCACACGUGGCUUGAAGAAAUGUUCGGCUCCUGGUCUCAAACAGACACUCCCUGCCGACGCCUUCACACAGCCAGCUGCUUGAGAAACGCUGAGUCGCUUCCAGUCUCUGGGUUCUUUUCACGCUCUGUCUCUGCCCACUCAGGACUGGGGACUGGGCCCAUAACCUGUUGGAGGGGGAGAUUUCCAGCUGGUGGCAGAGGACAGAGUGACUCCAAGAGACAUAGGUGUAAAAACCCAAACUAAAACGAAGACUUUAUUACAAAAUAAUAAACACAAACUCUGGUGGGUGUUAUUCCUGCAGGCAGGCUACAAAACUCAGCUUUUUUCCUUUAUAGCAACGGCCAGCUGCAGCCAAUUAAUCCCAGAAACUUCUUAAAGGUAUACACACAUGUUUCUGUGCCGAAUAUCCCCUAACAUUGUAUAAUAGUGAGAGGCUCACACGAGCCUGCAACCAGCUAUCUGCUAUGCGUGUAAGAAGGGGAAUGUAAACUCUGCUAAGUAAAGGAUCUUGCUAGCGCAAGUUAGGAAGGAUAUUAAUUAACGAUAUAUCCUCUCUUGCCACCCUGAACAUUCCCACAAGCUCCCCUUCCCCUGUUCUCCCAGAAUAAGGAGGGAAGCAGAACAGAGACCAGAGGUGCUCAGGCGCAGUUUGAGGUGGCUUGGGAAACAUCCGGGAGAGGAGGAGCCUUAGGUGGAAGGCAGGGACCUUCAGCCUGGCUGCUCCAUGGGGCCAAGACCUGCUGGGAAGGGUUGCUGAGACCACUAGGCUGAGUUGCCUGCCAUUUCCUUGAAGAGUUAACUUGGCCAGCAUCUGCCUCUGCCUCUUCAUUGUGACCUGCAUCUGACCAGGACAAUGAGGCAGAGGAAGUAACUCCGGAUGGGGGGGUGUCUUCCUUCCAGGGGGUGCCCUACUGCAGACCACCCUGUGUCCCUGGGCAACGGGACGGCCAGCAACGCCACAGCCCCAGAGCACUCCGUCCUGAGCUAUGAGGACACCACCCUCUGGCCACUGGUCACCGUCAACUGCACCCCAACCAUCUGGAGGGUUUAUGUGCUGCUGAUGCUGCUGGUGGCCUUCUCCGUCUCGUUCUUUGUGGAGGUGAGCAGGCGAGCGUGAUUUCAGGAAGCUGCCUUGCGCCAAGUCUGGCUGCUGGCCCAUCUAGCCCAAUGCUGUCUACACGGACUGGCAGCAGCUGUCCACGGUUUCAGGCAGGGGUCUCUCGGUCCCAGCGGGGAUUGAACCUGAGAGCUUCUGCUUGCAAGGCCAAUGCUCAGCCUCUGAGUUACAGCUUUUCAUUUCCCCAGGAACUGGCUCAGAGUUUUCCCUUCCAGCAGAGUGCUACCUACUCCCAGGGGUUGUGGGAACCUGCUGGUGGUGGUUCAGGGGAUGUGGAGGGGAUUUGGGGGGUUAAAGAGGGUCGGGAAAGCAAUCCCUCGGGCUCAGCAUCCUCCUCCUGCUCACCAACAGAUGAUGAUGAUGAUGAUGAUGAAUUAAAUUGAUACACUGCCCUUCAUCUGAAAAUCAUAGGGCGGUUUACAACAUAACAAAUACAAAAUGAAGACACAAAAUCCUAAUCCUAAUAAUGACCCCAAUAAGCCCCUGUGGUGAGUAUGAGUUACUCGUGCGUAAACUGGUGCCUCUCUAGGCUAAUUUGCCUUGUUAAACCUUUCUGACUGCACAGCCCUUUCUCAUCAUGACUGUCUCAGUCACUAGCAGAAUCCGUCAGUGGGCGUUUCUUGAAUCUCUUCCAACAUAAGAGUUGUUUGACACCCAGUCUCCUCCGCCUCUCACUGCGCGGGAGCCUUCUGCGCAGGGAGGGCGUAGGUAGCGGAGGACCUGUCCCCUCCUCACUGAGUUCCAGUGAAGAGUCCGUGAGCCCUCUCUCCGAUUUCCCCAUCUGCCCACUUUUGUUCCUGGUGUUGCGCUUAAAUGCUUCCCCCUCCACUGAGCUGCUUCUCCCCCUGCUGGGUCCUUCUCCAGCAUCAUCUAGGAGCCUCCCCUUCGCCUCCCGCUCUGAUGUCAGUUCCCUGACAUCCACCUCCCCCCCAGAAUCCCCUCCACCCCUGGACCGACCUGUGGGACCAACUUCGUCCCCUUCGUCGGCCGAGGAGGCGGGGAACCCCCGGAAGGAACUGUCACCAUCUUCUGUGGAUUCGAAACCCGCUUCCCAAUCGCUCUUCCACCUACCAACGGGGUGGUCUUCCCAGUCUGAUGCUUCUUCCUCCGAAACCUCUCCUCCCUCCUCCUCGGAGUCAGAAAAUCCCUCAAAAACCUCUUCCUCAUCUGUGGUUCCAAAUUGCUCCUCCCAGAAUCUCUCCAGGGGUUUGGGUUUGUCCGGGAACCGGCGGUGGAAUACCUCCACCAGAUACCUGUCCUCGACGGCUUCCGUGGGGACCCACGUGUUUUCGGACCUGGGUUCCCCUUCCCACGCUACCAAAUACUCCACCCGGCGCCCUUGCCACCUUGAGUCCAGUAUUUCCGUGGCCCUGUGGUGGUGUUCCCUUUCUUCUACCUGCGGGUGUGUGGUGACUUCUCCCUCUUGCCCCUGGAAUUCCCGCCCUUCCCUAUGCGGUGAGAGCAGGGACCUGUGGAAAACCGGGUGUAUUUUCAUGCUAUCAGGCAACCUGAGCUUAAAUGCCACGGGAUUAACUUGCUGUGUUACCUCAAAAGGUCCCAGCCGUCUGGGCUGCAACUUCUUGCACCCCCCUUUGAAAGGUAGCCCUUGGGUGGACAACCACACCCGGUCCCCCACCCGUAUGGUCUCCCCUUCCCUGCGGUGCUUGUCUGCCUGCCUCUUGUAAGUUUCCUUGGCCCGCUCCAAGUUCAUCUUAAGUUGCUGGUGUAGGGCCUCCAUUUCUUCCACAAACUGCUCUGCAGCGGGUACGCUCCAGCUUUCCUCCCCACCCCCGGGAAGGCCCUGGGAUGACACCCAUGGUUGGCCAUGAAUGGGCUCAUUCCCGUGGACACGUGUUCCGCGUUGUUGUACGCGAAUUCAGCCAGCGCUAGUUUUUCUACCCAAUCGUUCUGCCUCUCGCUGACAUAGCAGCGUAGGUAUUGCUGGAGUAUACUGUUCGCUCUUUCUGCUUGCCCGUUGGUCUCUGGGUGUCUCGCCGUCGAGAAACCCACCUCCACCUGCAGUAAGCUCAUGAGCUUCCUCCAGAACCGGGAAGUAAAUUGUUUUCCGCGGUCGGAGAUAACCCUCAAGGGGGCGCCAUGCAGCCGGAAUAUGUGCUCCACAAACAACCGGGCUGUUUCCUCUGCCGUUACAGCAUGUGAGCAAGCUAUAAAAUGGCACAUUUUUGUCAGUAGGUCGACCACUACCAUGACUGCUGUCUUUCCCCGGGACUUGGGCAAAUCUGUCAUAAAAUCAAUGGAUACCACCUCCCAGGGUUUCCCCGGCGUGGGUAAGGGUUCCAGCAAUCCUGUGGGGGCAGCCCGCUUGCCCUUUGGCAGCGGUCGCACCCCCGUACAUAUUCCCGUACAUCCUCCCUCACCCUGGGCCACCAGAACUGCCUGGUCACAAGCAUCAUGGUUUUGUGCUGUCCAAAGUGCCCUGCUGUGGGGUUGUCGUGGAGUUGUUUGAGUACCUUUCCCCUCAGGGUCUCCCCCGGUACGUACAGCGCUCCCCUAUAGUACAGUACCCCUUCCUUCUCCUCAAACCCUUCUUGGGUCCCUCUUCCGUCUCGUAGUUCCCGGAUUUUAGUUUGCGCGAACACGUCGUUUCUGGUCAGCCCGGCUAGUUCUCGUUUCCCCACCAAAGUUCCCCACACACCCAUCGGUCCUCGGGGAUCACGUGUCGUUUCUCCGGCGGCCCCUCUCCUUCCAGGUACUCCGGUUUACGCGAGAGAGCGUCUGCUCUUACGUUUUCCUCUCCGGGCACGUAGCGGAUUUCAAAGAAAAACUUGGAGAACUCCUGUGCCCAUCGAAUCUGUCUCUGGUUGAGUACUCGUGCGGUUCUCCAGUACUCCAAGUUCUUGUGAUCUGUGCAAACCUGGAUCUGUUGUUGCGCCCCUAUCAGUAGAUGACGCCAACGACGAAAGGCCACGUAGAUUGCCAGCAGUUCGCGGUCAUACACUGUAUAGUUUUGCUCCGACUUGCUCAGUUUUCUCGAGAAAAAGGCACACGGUUUCCAUUCCUGCUUGCCCCUCCCUGGCUGCAAAGGUCCGCCCCUACGGCUCUGUCGGACGCGUCGGUCUCUAGCCUCAGGGGUUUCUCCAGAUCUACGUGCAGGAGUUGCUCUUCCGAUGCGAACGCCUUCUUCAGUUUUUCGAAGGAUUGCUGGGCCUCUUCUGUCCACACAAACUUCCUUUUGCUACUGAGACAAUCCGUGAUGGGCGCUGUCAAGUGGGCGAAGUUCUUGAUGAACUUCCUGUAGAAGUUGCUGAACCCUAGGAACCUCUGUACGUCCUUCCGUGUUUUGGGAGCCUUCCACUCCAGCACUGCCUGCACCUUGCUUGGGUCCAUCGCUAAGCCUUUGUCAGACAACUUGUACCCCAGAAACUCGACUUCUCUGGCGUGAAACUGACAUUUUUCCAGCUUGACCCACAACUGGUGCUUCUGCAGUCGUUGUAACACUUCCCUGACGUCUCUAACAUGUUGCUCCUCAUUGUCCGAAUAAAUUAAGACGUCGUCCAAGAAGGCUACGCAGUUCUUGUACAGCAGAGACCCCAACACGUGGUGCAUGAAAGCUUGAAAACAGGCGGAGCCCGACUGUAAUCCAAAAGGCAUAACUAAGUACUCAAAGGCACCUAGGGGUGUGAACAUUGUGGUCUUCCAUUCGUCCCCCUCCCUCAUCCUGAUCAAAUUGUAUGCGCCCCUGAGGUCCAGCUUGGUAAAAAUUUUGCCUUUCCUCACUCGCGUUAAAAUGUCGUCAAUCCUGGGCAUUGGGAAGGUCACGGGUUCUGACACCAAAUUGACAGCUCUAUAGUCCACUACGAGCCUGGGUUUAUUUGUGUCCUUUUUGUCCACAAAGAACACCGGACUGCCCCCUACUGCCUUUGAUUCUCUUAUGAAGCCUCUUUUCAGGUUCUUGUCAAUAAAUUCUCGCAACUCCUUCAUCUCCCUGUCUGACAUGGCGUACAGCUUACCCACUGGCAGCUGAGCCCCCGGAAGCAAGUUGAUCUGGCAGUCAAAGGGCCUAUGGGGUGGCAGUCUAUCUGCCUCUUUCUCGCUGAAGACCUCCCGCAGAUCUGCGUAUUGUGGCGGCACCUCCCUUUCCGCUCCACCGCCAUCCCAGCCACCCUGGCCACGGUCAUUCUUGGGGCUUCCCCCCCUAGACAGUGUUCCAGGCAGUAAGCUGACCCAAAGGUGACUGUCCUCUGAUGCCACGCCACCACUGGAUCAUGUUGUGCUAGCCAGCUCAUCCCUAAUAUUAUUGGGGGUCCUGCUAGUGAGGCGACGUGAAAGGCGAUGGUCUCCGAGUGCCUGGACACCCUCAUUCUCAUUGGUGGGGUCUGGUGUGUCACUUCCCCUCCUAGAAGCUCCCUGCCAUCAAUGGUGGUCACUUGCAAGGGAAAAUCCAAAGGCAGUAAGUGGAGCUGGUGCUCUAAUGCAAAGUCUUUGCUGAAGAAAUUACAUGAGCUGCCUGAAUCCAGCAUCCCUUUCACCUUGACUGGGUGCCCGUUCGGGAGUUCUAGCACCACUUCGAUGGCUAUUGCCGCCUUGGGGGUCUGGUUGGGGCACUUUUACUGGUGGCUGGCCUGGCUGUUGUGCCCCUUGAUUGGCAGCCAAGCGUUCCCGUUUCCCUGUUCCUGUUCCUUUACCACCUCCUCCUCACCCCCUGCGGUUCCCACCAUUCCUUGCCAAGCCUUUCUUUGAGGGCAGGCUCUGGCAAAAUGGCCUGGCCGCUGGCAAAGGUAACACUUCUUGGAGGUUUUCCAAUCCUUUCCCUCCUUCUUGCGCCCUUCGCUGGUGCUUGAAACUUCCGCGCGCGUGCCCCAUCUAUUUCCAUUGGCUCUGCUGGCGGGGAAGGCUGCCUUGGUAUUUCAGGAAUGCGGUAGUCAUGGCAACGUUGCUCUCUCCCUUCCCGCCUCUCCUGGGCCCGCGCUUCCUGGCGCACGCCAAUCGCAAGCACAGCCUUGGUCAGCUGAUCCAUCCCCUGUGGGCGGGGUGCGCGGGAAAGUUCAUCCUUAACCGUUGGGGACAACCCCUCCUCGAAUAACAUCUGUAUGGGUUCGGAGCCCAGUUCCCACCCGAGGCGGUGAACUAUCAUGGCAAAGCGCGACCAGUAGUCCCUAACUGACUGGCUCCCCUGUUUACAGUUCAUCAAUUCCCGCUUUGUCACACUUUUUUGAACAUCAGUGGAAAACAUUGCGUCCAUUGCUUGGAAGAAUUUCCUCAGGUCCUGCAUGGCGGCAUUCUGCGUCGCCAUAAGGGGCCUGACCCAUUCCCUGGCCCCGUCCUGCAGGUGACCCACAACAUAUGCCACCCGCGCCGCGUCGUCUUCAAAAUCGUUAUGCUGCAAUUCCAAUGCGUACUCUAUUUCCGUUCGAAACGCACUGUAUUCUUGCGGCUUCCCCCCAAACUUGUGCACCAGUCCCGGUACCUUCCUUGCUAUGGGGGUGGGUCUGACCUGUGCAUCUUGAGACCGCCUUUCGUCCAGCCGCGCCGUCAGAAUGGCCACAUGCUGCUCCAACUCUCGGUUCCUCUCCACCAGCGUUUGCCCUCCAGCUGCUCCCCCCUGGGUGCCUGCUUCUCCGGGCUUGCUCAUGAUGCUGCCUGCCUGCUGCUGCGCACGAGCAACUUUUCAGGGACUGACGGAUUGCUGUGAUGAGUAUGAGUUACUCGUGCGUAAACUGGUGCCUCUCUAGGCUAAUUUGCCUUGUUAAACCUUUCUGACUGCACAGCCCUUUCUCAUCAUGACUGUCUCAGUCACUAGCAGAAUCCGUCAGUGGGCGUUUCUUGAAUCUCUUCCAACAUAAGAGUUGUUUGACACCCAGUCUCCUCCGCCUCUCACUGCGCGGGAGCCUUCUGCGCAGGGUGGGCGUAGGUAGCGGAGGACCUGUCCCCUCCUCACUGAGUUCCAGUGAAGAGUCCGUGAGCCCUCUCUCCGAUUUCCCCAUCUGCCCACUUUUGUUCCUGGUGUUGCGCUUAAAUGCUUCCCCCUCCACUGAGCUGCUUCUCCCCCUGCUGCUGGGUCCUUCUCCAGCAUCAUCUAGGAGCCUCCCCUUCGCCUCCCACUCUGAUGUCAGUUCCCUGACAGCCCCCUACCCCAAACACAUUUUAAAGGGCAUAGCAUGUUCUUCAUCCCAACGCCUGGUUGAAGAGGACCCUUUUCACCUGGUGCCUAAACAUGUGUAAUGGAGGUGCCAGGUGAACUUCCCUGGGGAGAGCAUUCCACAAGUGGGGAGCCACCACAGAAAAGGCCCUGUUCUCAUGGGGCCACCCCUCUUGCGGAGCAGGCACACGACAACGGGCCACAGAAGAUGAUCUUAGGAUCCAGGUCACUUCACGUGGGGAAUAUUGUGGUCCUGAGCCAUUUAAGGCUUUAGAGGUCAAAAGCGGCGCUUUGAAUGAUGCCCGGAAACUAAGUGGCAGCCGGUGCAGUCGGGCCAGGAUCGGUGCAAUAGCCUUAAACCAUCUUGCCCCAGUGAUUAAACUAGCCACUGAAUUCCCAAAGCGGCAACUUUCCCCCCAUAAAACGCUGCAGCCUCAAUGCCUCCAGAUGCUUUUGGGAUCAGAGGCAGCUCUGCUUUGGAAGGCCAGGAGGCUUGAAAGAUGCUCUUGCGCUCGGAUCCUGCUUGUGGGUUUCGCUCAGGGGCAUUUGGUCAGCCACGGUGAGAACAGGAUGCUAGACUGGAUGGGCCCCUUUCUCUUUUAUAUAUAUAAAUUUUUAUUAGUUUUUUAACAUGUCAUUUUCAACAGUAAUUAAACAUACUUUUACAUCUUUUUCAAUUUUUUUGACUUCCAUCAGUCCUGCCUGAAAAUUUUCCAAUCUAAUCUCUAGUAUGAAUUUCUUAUUUUCCCUAUUACAUUUCAAACUCAUAACCAAUAUCUCUAUCUUUUUCUACUUUGUAACACUUUGUAUAUUUCUCCUUACAAAACUUCUUGUAGUCCUACUAGCGUAAUUUGUUGAUUACAGUUCUCUUCAAAUAAUUCAUAUACUUCUUCCAAUCUUCUGUAAAUCUCUGGUCCGGCAAGUUUCAAAUCCUUCCUGUCAUGUUGUCCAAUUCUGCGUAGUCCAUUAAUUUCGUCUGCCAUUCUUCUUUCGUCUUCUUGCUUCCAUUUCUGGGCUAACAAUACUCUUGCCGCUGUUGUUGCAUAUAAGAACAGUUUGACAUCUUGUCUAUUAAUACCUUGGCAUAUAAUACCAAGUAAAAAUGCUUCUGGUUUUUUUAAGAAUGGAUGGGCCCCUUUCUCAUGCUCCCAUGUUCUUCUCGGUAGUGGCGCCCGCCCUGUGGAACGCCCUCCCUUCAGAUGUGAAGGAAAUAAGUAGCUAUCUUAUCUUUAAAAGACAUCUGAAGGCAGCCCUGCUCAGGGAAGUUUUUAAUAUUUAAUGCUGUAUUGUUUUUAACACUCGAUUGGAAGCCGCCCAGUGUGGCUGGGGAAACUCCGCCAGAUGGGUGGGGUAUAAAUAAAUUAUUAUUAUUUAUCAUUAUCAUUAUCAUUUAUAGGACGGCAUCCUGCAGAACCACCGCCUCUGGCUUCUGAUCAAGGCCCUCUUCCGCUUCCGCUCCUCCAGCCAGUACUGGAAGCUGCAGUGGCAGCUGGAGGAGGACGCAAAGUGGCCGCCCACCAGCCAGAAGGACUUUGCAGAACAGCCCAAGAGUGGCGCUUAUGUCAACCCUGUCUAUGAUGAGGCGGGAGAGAACUAG